Molecule: messenger RNA, 1761 nt
Organism: Neoarthrinium moseri
Lineage: Eukaryota; Fungi; Ascomycota; Sordariomycetes; Amphisphaeriales; Apiosporaceae
Exons: 1
Coding region: 1-1761 (586 amino acids)
Source: RefSeq, a predicted model, not a curated record
AUGUCGACCCGAGGAUGUGACGAGCCCGCUCAGGAUGACCAGGGCCGAAAUCUUGUGCCGCAUUCGCCAGACAUAAAAGGAGACCGCAGGGAACCUCACCACAGUAUUCAACACGCCCCGGGUCAGCAGUUGAAUCGGCCACGGCCAUCGAAUAAGAUGAAGUUAACCAUCGUUGCCAGUGCUGUCGCCAGCAUACUCUCUCUGCGCGUCGGUGCUGCUAGGAGCGCUAGGGAGGACUCGGGCUUUGAGUCGUCUUGCUCCGACCUUAGCACUGCAUCCUUUUCUUCCGAGAUCAAGACACUCUUCGCGAAUUUUGUGCCUGCCGGCACCAAGCUGCUAGUUCCUGGCCUGGACCCAUCAUGCCAGAAUUCAACCACCGUCACGGUUGAUCUCUGUCGCUUGAGUCUGAAUGUGACGACCUCAGCAACCUCGGAUGUGUUGAUGGAAGUGUGGCUGCCGAGGAACUGGACCGGGCGCUUCCUCUCCACCGGAAAUGGUGGCAUCAACGGAUGUCUGAGCUACAGUGAUAUGGCCUAUGCCGCUUCCUUGGGCUUCUCUUCCACUGGCUCUAACAACGGGCACAGUGGCCAGAAUGGUACACGAUUUUUGCAUAACCUUGAGGUCAUCAAGGACUAUUCGUAUCGUGCUCUCACGACGUCUGCAGCUGUGGGAAAGCAGGUCACCUCCAGCUUCUAUCAGAAACCGCACACAAAGUCCUAUUAUCUAGGCUGCAGCACGGGCGGUCGACAAGGAUUCAAGAUGGCGCAAGAUUUCCCGGACAUAUUUGAUGGCAUCGUGGCUGGCGCUCCUGCGUUCAACUUCCAGGGUUUGAUGGCAUGGUCAGGUCUUUUCCACUCAAUCAUCAAGAGAGCAGGGCCCGAUGGGUUCCCGCCAGCGUCUUCUUGGGCGGCCAUCGAUGCAGAGCUCAUGGCCCAAUGCGAUCACUUAGAUGGUGCCAUUGACGGGAUUCUUGAAGAUCCGUCUCUGUGCAACUUUCGACCUGAGGCGCUGAUCUGUCAGGCUGGCCAGACCGAUGCGACUUGUAUUACAGGCAAGCAGGCAGACACGAUCCGCCAGUUUUUGUCGCCCGUUUAUGGCGUCAACGGUAGCUUCGUCUACCCGCGCAUGGAGCCAGCACCAGGAUUUGUCUCGUUCAUAAAUGCUAGCUACACCGCAACCCAGUUCUUGUACACGGACCACUGGUACAAGUACGCCCUGUAUAGUGAUCCGGAUUUCAACACGACUUACCUCGGCCCAGAGAACUGGGAAUACUCUAUUGAGAACGAUCCGACCGGCGUCAGAACCUGGUCGGGAGAUCUGAGCCAGAUGGCUGCGCGCGGCGCGAAGCUGAUCCAUUACCAUGGCCUGCAGGAUAGUCUGAUCUCGUCAGCUAGCUCAAACACUUAUUACAACCUACUCUCUCGAACGAUGAGUCUGUCAACGAGCGAUAUCGAUAACUUCUACCGCUACUUCCGCAUCAGUGGCAUGGCCCACUGCGCUGGUGGCGAUGGUGCCAGUGCCAUCGGAAACAGGGGAGCUGGUAGUGCAAGCAAUGAUCCUAGCCAAAACGUAUUGACUGCCGUGGUACAGUGGGUAGAGGAGGGCAUUGCGCCGGAUGCAGUUAUCGGCAGCAGGUUCUUAAACGGCAGCCAAGCCCUCGGGGUGGAAUACACCAGAUCGCACUGCAAGUACCCGCUAAGGAAUAGCCUGAAACCCGGCGGGAACUACAAAAGCCCAGAUGACUGGGAAUGUGUGUUAUAG